Molecule: messenger RNA, 1150 nt
Organism: Cyprinodon variegatus (sheepshead minnow)
Lineage: Eukaryota; Metazoa; Chordata; Actinopteri; Cyprinodontiformes; Cyprinodontidae
Exons: 2
Coding region: 135-836 (233 amino acids)
Source: RefSeq, a predicted model, not a curated record
CCCCUGUGGCUCCUGCUCGACUAUUAGAGCUCAGACCCGUACGCCGGUCUGCAGGGUGGAGGCUAGCACAAGUCCCACAGCAGCUCACACUCUGUUGCUUCCAGACAGUGUUGAAAAAACGAUUUAAACUCAGAAUGUUCGGCAGCGUGCAUUUGGCCAUUUUUUACAUAACUGUGGCCUUCGUGCUGGAGCGCCCUGUCAAAGGCUUGUUCCUGAAGGAGCAACGCAGAAACGCAGAGGCGAACCAAGCGCUCGGUAAAGCUAUUUUAGAAAUGCUUCACAUCAAGAAGGUGUCGGCGAGUCAUCUGGCCAAACCACAUCCUUACAUGAAGAGGAUCUAUCAGCAUCUGGAGUCACUGGAAGCUCAAGACGUUGGAAAAUCAGAUGGAAUCCUGGUGCAGAGUUUUCGAAGUGUUGAAGGUCCACUUCAUGCUCCUCCAGGAUGGAUCUGGUUCAACAUCAGCAGCCUGAAACCUUCCAUGCUGGCCGCAGAGCUGGUUCUGUACAGGAAGACCCUCCAUUCCCGCCCGCUCAGCGUGACCGUGAACCUGCACAGCAUCAUCGCCUCAGCGGAUCACCUGAAGGAGAUUCCUGCUCUGGAAGAGAGGCAGCUGAUGCUGCACCGGAGGCCCUCGUCUGAGUAUGACGUGUUUGACGUCUCGGCUGUUUUAGCCGCGCAGCCUUUGGAGCUGGCGGGUUUCCAGCUGAGAUAUAAAGAUGAGAGUGGGAGUCUGGUCCUCCAUGACGCACUGACUCAGAGUCUUUACAGUCUGAACAGAGGCUCUCUGCAGGAACCCUUACUGGUUCUUUACGAAGCGAAUCCUCUUCAAUUUUAGCUCCAUCACCCUGAUCUGUUGGAAGGAGAGCCGGAACCUCCAAUUCAAAGCUCAUUAAUGUUUCCAAAGACAAAUUCCUUUAAAAAAGCUCCAGUUUCUUUGCUCCAGUAACAGAUGAACUGAGUUUCUGUUCAGGAUGAUUUGCUUCUAGUGUUCUCAUGGAGGCAGGGGCGGAUUUACCAUUUGGCAAUACUAGGCAGUUGCAUAGGGCCCCAAGUCCCCAACUCCUUUUACAUGCAUGGUUAAUACAGCUAUUACUUAUUUGUGCACAUUAAUUAUGUUUUUGAUGAAAAUCUUUUCGUCAAAACGCAAUC